This is a messenger RNA of Aaosphaeria arxii CBS 175.79, 842 nucleotides long. RefSeq lists its product as uncharacterized. NCBI's taxonomy places the organism in Eukaryota, Fungi, Ascomycota, Dothideomycetes, Pleosporales. The transcript has 3 exons. The record is from RefSeq and is a predicted model, not a curated record. The annotation marks the transcript as partial.
AGAAGUAGUCGUACGCCUUCUAAGGCUGGCGCAGUGAUGCCCACGACUGCGGCUGUAAUGCUAAGUGGGUCGGCCAUUGUGGGUCUGACGGCGACUGAGGAAUCAGCAAGGGUAGAAAUGCUGAAGUAGAAGUCAGACUUAGGGAGAAAGAGGAUAGAGCAAAGCUUGUUAGCUGAUACAAUUUGUAUGAGGGGAAGCUGGGGCUGAGAGCCGAGAGCUGAUCACAUGAGGCUGGGUACGACUGGACUGUAACUACAGACAGCCUACUCGACUAUCGCAUACCUUACAGCUACACUUAUGGCGCUAACGGCAUCCUUUGGCGAUAUGAACUAUGGCGUCCAGGCCGGCAUUAUUAAUGGUGAUGUAAACCCUAUGAUCAACCUUCCGCCUGAGCGACGCGAAACUCCACCACAGCCAUCCAUCGUGAUACCUUUCGCCCGAGACGCAGAUUUUGUCGACAGAGGCACACUGCUCGACGAGUUCCGUGAGCGAUGCACGCAGCCAAAUGCAAGGAUAGCGCUCGUCGGACUGGGCGGGGUAGGUAAGUCACAGCUAGCGAUCGAGCACGCCUACCGCACGCGCGAGCAGUCGUCAGAAACAUGGGUGUUUUGGGCCCACGCUAGCAACGCCGCCCGGCUGGAGCAAAGCUUUCACGAUAUUGCCGACCGCGUCAGGAUCGUAGGACGUCAAGAUUCGCAAGCCAACAUCUUCAAGCUGGUGCACGACUGGCUGUGCGACAGCAAGCAGCCAUGGCUGCUCGUGCUAGACAACGUGGACGAUGCCAGCUUUCUACUCGAGGCCCAACCUGCCAGCUCCAAGACCGCAGCUAGACCGCUGCGCGA